Messenger RNA from Micromonas pusilla CCMP1545, 294 nucleotides. RefSeq lists its product as uncharacterized. The annotation marks the transcript as partial. The transcript has a single exon. Gene Ontology annotation, molecular function: DNA-binding transcription factor activity, RNA polymerase II-specific; RNA polymerase II cis-regulatory region sequence-specific DNA binding. Gene Ontology annotation, cellular component: nucleus. Gene Ontology annotation, biological process: regulation of DNA-templated transcription. NCBI's taxonomy places the organism in Eukaryota, Viridiplantae, Chlorophyta, Mamiellophyceae, Mamiellales, Mamiellaceae. The record is from RefSeq and is a predicted model, not a curated record.
UGGACGCUGCAGGAGGACAACGUCCUGAGGAAACUCGUCGGCGAGCACGGCCACCGGAAAUGGAGCUUCAUCGCGUCGAAGAUGAACGGCCGCCGCGGGAAGCAGUGCCGCGACAGGUGGCUGAACCACCUCAAGCCGGACAUUCGCCGCGGCGAGUGGACCGCGGAGGAGGAGCGCAUCUUAGUCGAAGGUCACCGAAUGUUGGGCACGCGCUGGGCCGCGCUCGCGAAACUUCUCCCGGGGAGGCCAGAGAACGCGAUCAAGAACCACUGGCACGCGACGCUCCGGUGCAAG